Fusarium proliferatum ET1 is the source of this 231-nucleotide messenger RNA. RefSeq lists its product as uncharacterized. NCBI's taxonomy places the organism in Eukaryota, Fungi, Ascomycota, Sordariomycetes, Hypocreales, Nectriaceae. Gene Ontology annotation, biological process: ribosomal large subunit assembly. Gene Ontology annotation, cellular component: preribosome, large subunit precursor. The record is from RefSeq and is a predicted model, not a curated record. The transcript has a single exon. Bases 1 to 231 code for a protein of 76 amino acids.
AUGUCUUCCAAGUCUGCCAACAAGUCUUCUCCGGAGUUUACCUCCUACUACCUUCAACGCACAACACAAGAGCUCUCAGAGGAUCUUGACAAAGUUCGCAACGCAGAGGACUUCAAGGCCGAUUCCAUCCCUUUCCUUGUUCACGCUCUGCAACAAGGUGCGGGGCUUUUCUCUCCUGAGGACCAGAAGAGAGUGGUUGCUGUACCAAAGGCCAAGGACGGGAAUGUAUGA